Messenger RNA from Rubroshorea leprosula, 1290 nucleotides. Lineage: Eukaryota; Viridiplantae; Streptophyta; Magnoliopsida; Malvales; Dipterocarpaceae. The record is from the annotation of a GenBank genome assembly.
CUUAUCCAUUUCAUCAGCUACGCGCUCUCCGUGAAGGCAGAUGUCUACGCUCGACAUGAAAGCAGAGUAAUUCCAGAGCGGUCGAUACUCCGUUGGCUCGUGGUUUACACGAACGACAGAGUCCGUUUCAGGUUGUAUUCAACAACAGUAGAAAGCACGGCCGUCAGUUGAUUCGUUUUGUGAUAUCCUCGAAGGGAAAGGGUAGUCUGGCUCAUGGGUCCUCUGAAGUUCCAGUUUUCUUCGCCUCCAAUGGAAGUUGAUAACGAAAACCCAUCUGCAAUCAGGAGGUUGCUUGCCAACAAAGCACUCAUUGCAGACUUGAACAGAAAGAGAAAAUUACAGGCUGAGCAAUUGGGGUUGCCUGCAUCAAAGCAUCAAUGGGGGAAUCGGAACUUAUUGUCCAGAUCUCAUUCUACAUUUAAUGGAAACCUGGAAGCAGAGGAGUCCAGUUCAUGUACUAGUAGUAAAGUUAAAGCUGAGAGAGGAGCUAUUGAUGAUGGAUCAGAAACUGACUCAGCAAAAGAUAGCAAUAGCUUUGGUGGAGAUUAUGAUUCUGUGAUGUCUAUGGAUGCUAAAGCUAAAUUUAAUUCAGAAAAUGUGAAAUUCUCUCGAUACAAUGGGGCUUCUUCCUCCUCUUCUGGUUGGGGACCCGGUUCCCUUGAUUCCAGUCAUUCUUUGGAUGGCAGGACAGGAAUUGCAAGGGGCAGUGAAGACCAUGAAAUGUCUUCUGCUGCACUUGGGGAGCUUGAACUUGCUAAUCAUGAUGAUUAUCUAAGUGCAGCUGAGAAUCUUGGUGACGCUCUUGUAGAAUAUGAAAGCCAUAUUGAUUACAUAUACUCAAGAUACGGAAAUUAUGUCAUGGAGCAAUAUUCAGAUAAGGAAAUUGAGGAAAUACCACACACCAGUGAUGCAAAUGCGAAUGUUUAUGUCCUUUCAUCUGGUCGUUGGAACGUUAACCAAGAGGCUCGACAAACUACCAGGAAACCGACCAUUGAUCAAGAAUUCGAGCAGUACUUUUCCUCACUUAUGCUGUAGAGAAGACUCAGAGGGGCGCUCAACUCAAUAUGAACAUGUUAGAAAUUAUUUGUUGUGGCUUUCUUGCCCUCGUAUUGAUUCUGAUUUAGGCUUCGUUUGUGAUUGUUGUCCAAUGCAAUGGGUAGGUUUUUCUCAUUUUUACUCUCUAAAAAUGAGAAAAAUGGAAAUAAGGAUAUCCUCGCCAAUAUAAAUGCUAGGACUUUCUAUGAUAUUGUUCAAAACUUGAAAUACCCCUAAUGAAUGAUAAAUCUUUUU